This is a messenger RNA of Sclerotinia sclerotiorum 1980 UF-70, 657 nucleotides long. RefSeq lists its product as hypothetical. The coding region runs from base 1 to 657 and encodes 218 amino acids. Gene Ontology annotation, cellular component: exon-exon junction complex; cytoplasm. The record is from RefSeq and is a predicted model, not a curated record. The transcript has a single exon. Gene Ontology annotation, biological process: exon-exon junction complex disassembly. Gene Ontology annotation, molecular function: RNA binding. Lineage: Eukaryota; Fungi; Ascomycota; Leotiomycetes; Helotiales; Sclerotiniaceae.
AUGCCCUCCGUACCCACUCCCUCCAAAGCCGGUAUCGUCGAAACUCAAACAGGCGAUCGUCAUAUCCCCUCAUCAACCCGCGCCGACGGCACAAAACGAAAAGAAAUCAAAAUCCGUCCAGGAUACAAACCGCCCGAGGAUGUCGAAGUAUACAAAAACCGCACCGCAGAAACAUGGAAGAAUCGUGGUAGCAGAGGGCCACCCGGCGCAGAGGGUCUAAAGGAUGAUACCAGUACCGCGGGAUCUGCAGCCAGCAACAAAAAUGCAAAGAGGAGAGAAGCGAGAAAGAAAGCUGCUGAGAAUUCCAAAGAAGGGAGUGGUGAAGUGAAAGGAAGUCAGGCUGAUAAUUGGAGGGACGGGAAAAAGGAUGUUGAGGUUGAAAAGAAGGAAGAGGUUGAUCCCGAGGCAGAGAGAGAAAAGAAAGCAAGGAAUCUGAAGAAGAAGUUAAAGCAGGCUAAGGAUCUGAAGGAGAAAAGUCAGCAGGAUGGUGCAAAAUUGCUGCCGGAGCAAUUUGCGAAGGUUAUUAAGAUUAAUGAGUUGAUUAGGGAAUUGGAUCUGCUUGGUUUUGACGCUGAUGGCGAGCCGAAGGCCAAGGAUGAUGUGAAAGAUAUUGCGGCAGCGGCAGAGACGUUAUCUUUGGAGGAUACGAAGGAGUGA